GGGACUACAGGCGCCCGCCACCACGCCCAGCUAUUUUUUUGUAUUUUUAGUAGAGACGGGGUUUCACCGUGUUAGCCAGGAUGGUCUCGAUCCCCUGACCUCUUGAUCCGCCCGCCUCGGCCUCCCAAAGUGCUGGGAUUACAGGCGUGAGCCACCGCGCCCGGCUGGCCUGUCCUCCUCUUAACUUAUCACCAAGGCUACCUUGAAAUAAGUGGCCAAGAGGGCCAAUAGAUGAGGUUAGAAGGGGUAGAAGCGAGGGGCUUGUGGCUAGGGAGAGAUAGCUAAUUUUGGAGGUUGGCAAGGAAAUAGCAGACGUUAUCAAUGGACUCAGGGAAGUGGGACGGGAGGUGGUGAUCUGGUAAUCAUGGGGUGGGAGGAUGAGGUGAGAAGCUCAGGCUGGGGUUGGGGCAUUUGUAGAUGAUAUUCCCUUGCAAUUAUAAAAAGAUUUCAUGUCUACUGGCUUAAAUUUUAAUACCACUUCCACCAGUAUUUGUGCAAGUACUGAAAUUGUGCUUGGUCUGAAGGGGAAUUAUCGUAAACAAAACAAAACAACAAACACCAAAAAAAAAAAAAAACCUCCAUUCGUUUGGAAUUUUGUCCCUCCACAUUCCACAUUCUUCCUCCUUAAAUUUACUACUUGGAUUGCCUAUCCAAAAAUAUAAAACAUUUUUAUUUCACAGCCAUCCCCUGCCUUGUUGGUUAAAUGCUUAACACCACCAAAGGGCACCCAGGUAUCCUGGAUGCUGAUGCUGUCAACAAUGGCUGCCCUGUCUGACUACAUUUUAGCCUGGGGCCAACGUAAACUGGGACCAGAAAUACCUUGAAAGCCCAAAAGGAUGAGAUAAGGAAAACAGGUUGGGACAUGAAGAUUAUCUUUUGUUUAAGUUAUUCUCACAAUAGUUACUCUCUUUUAGACCCUGAACAUUUUCAGUACUUGCUCCAAAUGGUUUAGCAACUUUUGAAGUGGGAUUAACAAGUUUGGCCAAUGAAGCUUCUUCCCUGCCCACCCCCAGAGGUGCCGGAGAAAAGUAAUCCUGGAGGGUCGGCGUGGAGGCAGUAGAGAGGUUUAUAAAAGUCAAGGAAGUGGGAAGAGGCUUGCGAGCAGCAGGAGAGGCGCAGAGUCAGAGGGGCAGGGGCGGCGGCGGAGGGAGCAGGAGGUUGGGGCUUGAGCCCGUCAUUCCUGCGCACGGAAACUUGAAGUCGCUCGGUAGCCGGGGAAGGGAAGGAAGAGGCAGGCUCUUUCCUAGAAGUGCAGUGAUCGAGGGUCUGGCACUCCAAGCCAACUCCUGAGAACGGGAAAUGGGCGGGGGUCGGUGGGGUGGAGAGGGCAGCCGUGGUCGCGAGAGCGAAGGAGCGGUCUGAGAAUCCGGCUUGAGUGUUAAAGGCUAAGCGUGUCUAGCUGGACCCGUGGCCCCGAAGAAGCGAGACAAGGCGACGCGGAGCUGUCCCUGACACCCCGAGGACCGAGGGACAGCGAAGGGCCGGGGCCGCCGGCCAUUGCCAGGCGCCAUUAGGUGACGCGGCCGUCACGCGAUGACGCGCUGACCGGCAGUGGCCUCCACGUCGCAGGUUCCGCAAAGACCUGUGGGAGCGACCCGGGAGAAGGAGGGCCAAGAUGGCGGAAGCGGAGGAGUCUCCAGGAGACCCGGGGACAGCAUCGCCCAGGCCCCUGUUUGCAGGCCUUUCAGAUAUAUCCAUCUCACAAGACAUCCCCGUAGAAGGAGAAAUCACCAUUCCUAUGAGAUCUCGCAUCCGGGAGUUUGACAGCUCCACAUUAAAUGAAUCUGUUCGCAAUACCAUCAUGCGUGAUCUAAAAGCUGUUGGGAAAAAAUUCAUGCAUGUUUUGUACCCAAGGAAAAGUAAUACUCUUUUGAGAGAUUGGGAUUUGUGGGGCCCUUUGAUCCUUUGUGUGACACUCGCAUUAAUGCUGCAAAGAGACUCUGCAGAUAGUGAAAAAGAUGGAGGGCCCCAAUUUGCAGAGGUGUUUGUCAUUGUCUGGUUUGGUGCAGUUACCAUCACCCUCAACUCAAAACUUCUUGGAGGGAACAUAUCUUUUUUUCAGAGCCUCUGUGUGCUGGGUUACUGUAUACUUCCCUUGACAGUAGCAAUGCUGAUUUGCCGGCUGGUACUUUUGGCUGAUCCAGGACCUGUAAACUUCAUGGUUCGGCUUUUUGUGGUGAUUGUGAUGUUUGCCUGGUCUAUAGUUGCCUCCACAGCUUUCCUUGCUGAUAGCCAGCCUCCAAACCGCAGAGCCCUAGCUGUUUAUCCUGUUUUCCUGUUUUACUUUGUCAUCAGUUGGAUGAUUCUCACCUUUACUCCUCAGUAAAUCAGGAAUGGGAAAUUAAAAACCAGUGAAUUGAAAGCACAUCUGAAAGAUGCAAUUCACCAUGGAGCUUUGUCUCUGGCCCUAGUUUGUCUAAUUUUGGAAGUAUUUAAUAACUGAGUAGGUGAGGAGAUUAAAAGGGAGCCAUAUAGCACUGUCACCACUUAUUUGAGGAACUGAUGUUUGAAAGGCUGUUCUUUUCUCUCUUAAUGUCAUUUCUUUAAAAAUACAUGUGCAUACUACACACAGUAUAUAAUGCCUCCUUAAGGCAUGAUGGAGUCACCGUGGUCCAUUUGGGUGACAACCAGUGACUUGGGAAGCACAUAGAUACAUCUUACAAGUUGAAUAGAGUUGAUAACUAUUUUCAGUUUUGAGAAUACCAGUUCAGGUGCAGCUCUUAAACACAUUGCCUUAUGACUAUUAGAAUAUGCCUCUCUUUUCAUAAAUAAAAAUACAUGGUCUAUAUCCAUUUUCUUUUAUUUCUCUCUCUUAAGCUUAAAAAGGCAAUGAGAGAGGUUAGGAGUGGGUUCAUACAUGGAGAAUGAGAAAACAUGCAUUAACCAAUAUUCAGAUUUUGAUCAGAGGAAAUUCUACACUUGUUGCAAAAAAAAAAAAAAAAAAAGCAAAGGGCCUCUAAAGAAUCAGCCUCUUUGGUCCCUUUGUGCAGUCACCUUUUUGCCAUGUUUAACAGCAUCUUGGUUGGCACUCUAGUCUUAAUCUUGCUCCUUAGCUUUGAAUAUGCAGUCUAAAAUGUCAGUAGUCAACAUGUAAUUUUCCUUUGAAAUUCUGAAUAUUCCAGUGCUGGAACUUAUCCAAAAAGAAGACCUCAGAAACUUAGAUUGGUAGAUCUCUAGUGCAUAUUAUCAUGUGGGCACCUUCUCUUAGGGUGGAAUGAGGCAGUCUGGAUGCAGCAUAGUUAAAAGGAGCUCUUUAAUAUUCUCUGUAGUCUGGCCUCUUAACUAGAAAGUAAAGCUAAAUCAGAAGCCUGUAUUUAACCAUGUGAACAGGGAGGGAUUUAGUGUUCUGAUGGCUGAUUAAUAGAACAGCUAGAUACUUAGAGCAUGACGUGGGAUGGGAUGAGUUUACAGCUGCUGCCUUUUCAUAGUGAGCUUAGCAGUUUUCUCAUUAGAUGUGUUUUUUUGGGUUGGGGAAUAGCAAUUUAUUUUAUUGAUUUUAGACUUUAUCAAGCUAAUUAGCUCCCCUUUAGAUAAGUACAUGUUGCACAUGUGCACCUACUUGUACUCUCAGAUAUUUUUGCACGCAAGUGUGAAGGUUUUUCAGGGAGCAGAGCAUCUGGGACAGGCUGAUUCUGAGCUAAACAGGGCUCCUUUAAGGCAAUAUGAACUGUUGCCUUCUAUAAAUUGCACAUUGAGGAACUCUAAUAGACAAAGAUUAGGUGUCAGGCAGAAAACACUCAUUGUAAAUAUACUAUUAGUUGAUAAACAUAGGACUUUCUUAUUCCCCAGUUUUUCUUUAUCAUAUAAUUUAAAUAUUUAUUCAUUUUGUAUUUAAAGACUACCUACACAUAGAUAUAUGAUUCCAAAAUCAUACUUUCUCUAUCCCCACAUUAGCCAAGUGAAUACAGGGCCAAAUGGGUUCUUGGAAUGAUAAUAACAAAGCAUUACAAAGUGGGUCCCCUUGGUUCCAGCCUUGUCCAGAGUUUUUGGUUAUAUAUUUCUAUUUAUUACAAUUUACCUUUUAAAUUGUAAAAUAAACCUUUUUGUGGACAGAGCCAAUGUUUCAAUCUUGAAUGAGUAAAGAAAAUACUUUGGAACUGAUCCUCAUUUUGAAAUUGGUUCUAAAUUAUUAUCCAUUUCCAAUGUCUGAAAUUCUCUUACUUCCUGCUAAAACUCUCUUUCUGCCAAAGUUGUUUCGUAAUCUGUCUCAAUGACUAUAAUGUAAAAUUAAAGAAGUAACCAUGCUUCUCAAGGGGGAAUUAAAAGUGUUUAUUGAAUUUUACUCAGGCUAAUUGUUUGGUCAGAAAUUCCUAAGGCCACAGCUUUGGGGGGUUCGUGUAGAUGUACAUGGUGGGUGGGUUAUAAAUAUUGGGACUUAAGGCAGCUUGUUCUAUGUAUUUAUCUUUGCUCUUGGGUGACUUAGGGAAUGAUUUUAUUUGAUUUAACCUUCUUUCUGUUUGCCCUGAGAAUACUCGCCAGUGGCGCUUGCAGUUGUAGCAUUUACCCCAAGAUAAUUUUGCCUACGAAAUAUUUCGCUUUUAUUAUUUUCACAUCAUUCUAGUAUAUGGACUUUGGAAACAAAAGACAUUGUUCCAUUUAUAGCAUUCUUUUUUUUUUUUUUUAGUAGCGGUAUUUCCAUUUACAAAAUAUAGUAACUCUUGAUUACUGAAAAUGUCAAAUCCUAGAAAACGUAGCAUGCCUAUACAUGAUGUUAACAUCAUUCUCGAACAGUUGUUGGCCGAAGAUUCAUUUGAUGAAUCCAAUUUUUUUGAAAUAGACAAUUCUGAUGUUCUCUUUAGAAAUAACUCAGUUUUUAUCUUUUUUCACAUUGAAAAUCAGUCAGAUUUGCUUAAGCCUCAAAGAGAAUGUUUAUGUAAAUUAGCGCUGGCAAUUUUUUUUUUUUCUAAACAGGAAAAGGGUUAAAUGAAGGUUGAUAAAAUGGAUGUUCAAUUGUCUUUCUGAAAGUGAGUGGCUUGAAGGGAUGAAUAAAUAUUUUCUUAACAUAUUCAAAAAAGUGCAUUGCUUUCUGUGAUGGAAGUUAAGACCUAAACGUCUGGAAGUUGUAACCCUCAACACAGCUUUUCCUGAUUUGCUGCAAAGGCACAUAGCUGAUUAUAGAAGUGAAGACGGCAAGGACGGGGACUCCAACAAAGGAAACCCUGUUGCAGGAUUUGGGAACUUUCAUGCUUCAGAUGAAAUUCAGGCAUGUGAGCAUCACUGCAGAAUGUGGUGCAUCAUUGCCAUCAUGAGUAAUCACUUGCUGCUCCUACUUCUGAGACCAAGACUCUUUUGUCAUAUUCUUUAGCAAUAGGACGGGUAAAGACUGGAUUUAAUCGCUGUUCAGAGUAUAAAAACUCAAUUGAUUCCAACAUAUCUGAAUGUGCAGUAUAGUCUUAAAAGUCAACCGUUAAUCAUUAAGUCUUUUGCCUCUAAAGUCUUUUGCCUCUGAAGAGGUUUAUUACAUGAGUUGAUUUUGAUAUUUUCAUUGUGGUGGGGUUUUCCUGUUGUUGGGCAAGGUGGGGUCACAGGACAUGGGACUAGUAAGCAUUUUACUGUUUACUAUAUUUGUCUUUUUAUAAACAGUAUCUCCCAAAAUGUGAUUAGAAGGCUAGCAAGCCUGUAUUUGGACAUUUAAUUGUGUGCUUUAUAUAAUGUAACUACUAACAGUAUUUGGACUGCCUGUUCAUUCCUGGAGACAAAAAUGAAAAUCUCCUGUCAGUUCAAGUUCUUGGGCAACAUCAAGUCAUUAGAAUUUAUCUAAAGCUUAUCAUGAUUUGAUAAGACAUCCAUUGCAUGCAGCUGUUUUAGCUCAGUGCAAAACACUGAAAUUGUGAUUCUUAGACUGUUUCUGAGACAUUUGGAUGGAAAUAAAUGUAUAAAUGUUAAUUCAUGUAUAUAAAUUAGAAACACUUUUCUAGAUUCUGUAGGCUUUUGUUAAAAAUAGAGAAUUUCUUGGGGUUUACUUAGGCCACAGAAUGGCCAAAUAAUAAUAAUGACAAUGAUAUUACUAACAAUAAUAGCUAACCUUUAUUUGGCACUUACUGUGUGCCAGACACUAUUCUAUUUUUUUAAGAAUUUUUAAAAUAACAGCUUUAUUGAGAUACACUUUACCAUAAACUUCACCUUUUUAUUUUUUAUUUUUAUGAGACAGGGACUCACCCUGUCACCCAGGCUGGAGUGCAGUGGAGCAGUCAUGGCACACUGUAGCCUCGACCUCCCUGGGCUCAAGCAAUCCUCCCACUUCAGUGUCCCGAGUAGUUGGGACUACAGGCAUGCGUCACUACACCUAAUUGGCUAAUUUUUGUAGUUUUUGUAGAGAUAGGGUUUCGCCAUGUUGCCUAGGCUGGUCUUGAAUUCUGGGCUCAAGCGAUCCACCUGCUUUGGCCUCCCAAAACAGUGGGAUUGCAGGUGUGAGCCACCAUGCCUGGCUGAAAUUCACCUUUUAAGAUGUACAAUUCAGUGGUUUUUAGUAUAUUCACACACAAAAUUGCACAACUAUCACUACCAUCUAAUUUUAGAUCAUUUUGUAACUUCACCAAGAAACCCCAGGUCUGUCAGCAGUCAGUUCCAUUCCCCCUUCAUCCCAGCCUCUGGCAACCACUAAUCUGCUUUCUGUCACUAUUGAUUUGGCCAGACACUAUUCUUCUGUGCUUCUCAUGCAUCUCCUGUAAUACCAGUUCUACAAUUCUCAUUUUAUGUGGAAAAUUGAGGCACUGAGAGGUUAAGUAAAUUGCCCACGGUCACACAGUAAUUUGAUUUACAACAGUAAUAACACAUUAGAUGAGAACACAGUAGGACACAAUUUUGAAUUCCAUUUUUAUGUACCUGAAAUGAAUACACCCCUCCCCCAAGGUAUUUUCCCUAUUGUUAGCCUUUGUACCCUGGGUACAAAUAUAGGUAUCUUCCCUAUUGUGUUAUGUACCUGAAAUGAAUACACCCUUCCCCCAAGGUAUUUUCCCUAUUGUUAGCCUUUGUACCCUAGAACUGACUGGAUGUAGAUAACAUUUGUUUUCGGAGUAAUGGAACACUGUAUCAGCAGCAUCUGAGAACAUAAGAACAGUUGGACAUUGGAAAGAGUUAGGUUUGUUGCCCUCAUCCCUCCUUGAACCUCUUUUCUCUCCCGCUUCCACCACCACCACACAUAUAUACCCCUUUUUCUCAGUCUUAAGCAUCAAACAAUUUCUGCCUCUUUCUUUUUAAUUCUCUCAGAGGGAUGAUUAAUGCAUCACAAUUUAACUUGUCUAUUCAGGUAUUAAUAGUCAAGGGAUGCAUCUGGUUGCUUAUAGUACCAGUUAUAUUCCUAGGAUCUUAGAGAGCAGUAGUGUGAGAAUAGAAUGCCUUUCUAUUUGGGUUAAACUAUGUGGGAGGAAAAAGUAACAGAGUAAAGGCUUUGCCUUAAUGAAGUCAAGUGUUCUGCCUGGUGGGAAGUGGCCACACGCUGCACUGCACUGCUCUUGUUUACUCUGUUCUUUCAGAGCCUUUGUACUUUGCCAUCACUGCUAGUAAUUUCUUGGUCCUUUUCGAUACUCCAUUUUAAUCUUGAUUUUUUUCUAUAAAUGAUAAAUCUGUGAAAAAUCUGUAAAAAGAUUUGUGACUAUUAAAUGUGCAAAUAAAAACACUGGAAAAAGAGAA
This is a messenger RNA of Gorilla gorilla gorilla (western lowland gorilla), 7632 nucleotides long. RefSeq names its product Yip1 domain family member 6 (gene YIPF6). NCBI's taxonomy places the organism in Eukaryota, Metazoa, Chordata, Mammalia, Primates, Hominidae. Gene Ontology annotation, biological process: endoplasmic reticulum to Golgi vesicle-mediated transport. Bases 1616 to 2326 code for a protein of 236 amino acids. The transcript has 7 exons. The record is from RefSeq and is a predicted model, not a curated record. Gene Ontology annotation, cellular component: membrane; trans-Golgi network.